Molecule: messenger RNA, 2856 nt
Organism: Saimiri boliviensis boliviensis (Bolivian squirrel monkey)
Lineage: Eukaryota; Metazoa; Chordata; Mammalia; Primates; Cebidae
Source: RefSeq, a predicted model, not a curated record
GACCAAUCAAAAUUAGUGAAUGCACUGCAUCUCUCUGCAGUGGAGAGAAGCGACAAGAUGCUUAUUGAUUCCACAGUAGGAAGAGUGAGAGACUGCAGCAGCCUCUAAGCAGCACUACAUGUUCCAUACAUUAGCAGUACUGCUGAAACAAUGGCACACUACAGACACAUAUUUUCAUUAAGGUCAUUUUCGAAGAGAUGUUUAUGACCCUCUUCCCCCAGUCCUCUACUAACAAGUGAACAAAAUGAAUCAAUCCAAACUGGAAAUGCUUCAACUACAUCAAGAAUUUAUCAAAUCUUUAGCAGAGGACCGAUAACAGCUAAUUCAGUAUUUACAACUGACAAUAUGAAGAAUGCAAUUGACUGAGCAUCUCCCUAGCUGUCUGAACUACGAACUACAAGAUGUUCCUGUAACACGACUUAAGACAUUAAGGAGUUAAAACCAGGGAACAGGUCUACAUUACUGUUGGAAUAUAAAAAAUCAACUGUAUCCUAGGAAGAUGCUACAUAAAAUAACCACAAAAAGAAAAACAAUAUAACUGUAAAAGCCCAAAAAGAACUGGUGAGCAUUUUAAAAAUGGAAGUUUAUACUUUAACAUACCAGAAUUGUGGAAGCUACUGAUUCUGGAAGAAAUAAUGAAACAUGAAUUUCCAAAAAGAAAAUAGCAUACUUGACCAGCAAACAAAAGGAAGAUUUAGCAAGUGUCUUCUGCACUAAAUAUUCAGAUAUUCAUAUCAAUUGAUACGACUAAUGGAUUUUUCUGACUUUUAUGACCAAUCAUGUAUCCUCAUCUAAUGAAAACAAACCAAAUUAAAUAGCAGAUGGUUUUUAUCAAAAGGGCAUGGCCUGGAUUUAUAAUAUAAAGCAAGUUAUGUGAUCAAGAAAGCAUUUCAAAAUAGUGAGGACUGCUAUAAAAACAGUUUACAAUUGUAACAAAAGGAUGUUUAAAUAUAUUUUAGAAGCUACAAACCUUAAGUUCCCUUUUUUGUUUUCACAUAUUCUGGAACAUAAAGAGACAUUCUCAUGUACACCACCAAAGGGAAACAUAAUUCCUAUCAUCCGAGGAAGUUUCUCUUGGUCAUGACUUUUUAAAGCAAAACAAAUAAAAUAUUAUGUACUGUUCUUUAGAAAUCUGUCAGCCAACUAAAUCUCAUAAUGCAAGCAGUUGAAGUACUGGAGAGAAAAUGAAAGAAUUCCUACAAGACAUGAAAUAAAUCACAGCUACUUCACUGUUGUCAGGGAAAAAACCAACUGCUCCAAAAGAAUGUGCUUUUCUCCCAUUCUGGAAAUCAACAUGCAGUCUGAAUCUAACAUUACAGUGCGAGAUGACAUUGAUGACAUCAACACCAAUAUGUACCAACCACUAUCAUAUCCGUUAAGCUUUCAAGUGUCUCUCACCGGAUUUCUUAUGUUAGAAAUUGUGUUGGGACUUGGCAGCAACCUCACCGUAUUGGUACUUUACUGCAUGAAAUCCAACUUAAUCAACUCUGUCAGUAACAUUAUUACGAUGAACCUUCAUGUACUUGAUGUAAUAAUUUGUGUGGGAUGUAUUCCUCUAACUAUAGUUAUCCUUCUGCUUUCACUGGAGAGUAACACUGCUCUCAUCUGCUGUUUCCAUGAGGCUUGUGUGUCUUUUGCAAGUGUCUCAACAGCAAUCAACGUUUUUGCUAUCACUUUGGACAGAUACGACAUCUCUGUGAAACCUGCAAACCGAAUUCUGACAAUGGGCAGAGCUGUAAUGUUAAUGACAUCCAUUUGGAUUUUUUCUUUUUUCUCUUUCCUGAUUCCUUUUAUUGAGGUAAAUUUUUUCAGUCUUCAAAGAGGAAAUACAUGGGAAAACAAGACACUUUUAUGUGUCAGUACAAAUGAAUACUACACUGAACUGGGAAUGUAUUAUCACCUGUUAGUACAGAUCCCAAUAUUCUUUUUCACUGUUGUAGUAAUGCUAAUCACAUAUACCAAAAUACUUCAGGCUCUUAAUAUUCGAAUAGGCACAAGAUUUUCAACAGGGCAGAAGAAGAAAGCAAGAAAGAAAAAGACAAUUUCUCUAACCACACAACACGAGGCUACAGACAUGUCACAAAGCAGUGGUGGGAGAAAUGUAGUCUUUGGUGUAAGAACUUCAGUUUCUGUAAUAAUUGCCCUCCGGCGAGCUGUGAAACGACACCGUGAACGACGAGAAAGACAAAAAAGAGUCUUCAAGAUGUCUUUAUUGAUUAUUUCUACAUUUCUUCUCUGCUGGACACCAAUUUCUGUUUUAAAUACUACCAUUUUAUGUUUAGGCCCAAGUGACCUUUUAGUAAAAUUAAGAUUGUGUUUUUUAGUCAUGGCUUAUGGAACAACUAUAUUUCACCCUCUAUUAUAUGCAUUCACUAGACAAAAAUUUCAAAAGGUCUUGAAAAGUAAAAUGAAAAAGCGAGUUGUUUCCAUAGUAGAAGCUGAUCCCCUGCCUAAUAACGCUGUAAUACACAACUCUUGGAUAGAUCCUAAAAGAAACAAAAAAAUUACCUUUGAAGACAGUGAAAUAAGAGAGAAAUGUUUAGUACCUCAGGUUGUCACAGACUAGAGAAAAGUCUAAGUUUCACCAAAUCCACAUUCAAAUGAGUUUUAAAUUUAAAUUGUAAAAACUGAUAUUACUGCCAAAUAGAAGAAAUAUUUUAAGUAUUGAUUAUGUUGUAAAUUUUCAAUGUGAAUGUCAAUUAGAUUAGGUCAUAUAUAUCCAACUUCUUCAUUACUUAAUGUAUUUGUUGCAUGGCAGUUUGUUAAGGUACUAUCAUGUGUACAUUUUGUCAAUAUUAUGUCCAACAGAAAAUAUUCAUGUAAGUCAUAUUUUCUAAAGAAUAAAUACAUAGCCUU